AAGAGGGAGAGAAGGGGGGCACCCAUCUUCACUACCCAGUGGGAGAGACAGGCGCUAUCUUGCGCGGUAACGGCUUAACUUCGAUUCCAGACGCUGUGAGAAAGGGGAAGAGGAGGUACGCAAUGAUCCUUGCUACCAAAUGCAGGAAGGACAUAAUUGAAAGAGGGAUGCUAAGUUGAUGGAUAUACCCAAUAAAAACUUGGAUGCGCAGUCUUCUUGGUUGGCUGAGAUGACCUGAUUCUGCAGUCAGUACCUCUGACACAAUGUGGAAUAUGAUUUGUCUGAGUGCAAUCGGUAUUUUAUAUUUUCCAAUUCUAUUGUUCGAGGCGUUCGUGUCUCCCAGUGACAAGUAUGAGAGGUCGUUGGUGCCGCGGGCGGCGUCCCGCAUGGUGGCCAGGAUGGACGGUGACGUAAUCAUCGGUGCCCUCUUCUCAGUCCACCACCAGCCCUCGGCCGAGAAAGUUGCGGAAAGAAAAUGUGGCGAAGUCCGGGAGCAAUACGGAAUUCAAAGAGUGGAGGCGAUGUUCCAUGCAUUGGAUCGGAUCAACUCUGACCCCAACCUGUUACCCAACAUCACUUUGGGCUGCGAGAUCAGAGACUCUUGCUGGCACUCAUCAGUGGCUCUGGAGCAAAGCAUCGAGUUCAUAAGAGACUCUCUCAUCUCCAUCCGUGAUGAGAAGGACGGCUCCAGGUGGUGUAUUGAAGGAGUGCCUUCCAGCCAGCCCCCCCCAACAAAGAAACCCAUAGCAGGGGUCAUUGGGCCUGGGUCAAGUUCAGUGGCCAUUCAAGUUCAAAACCUACUGCAACUUUUCAACAUCCCUCAGAUUGCGUACUCUGCAACGAGCAUCGAUCUGAGUGACAAAACCUUGUUUAAGUAUUUUCUUAGAGUUGUGCCCUCUGACACCCUUCAGGCCAGGGCCAUUUUAGACAUUGUCAAACGCUACAACUGGACCUACGUAUCAGCUGUCCACACAGAGGGGAACUACGGCGAGAGCGGGAUGGAAGCCUUCAAAGAGCUGGCUUCCCAGGAGGGCCUGUGCAUCGCCCACUCUGACAAGAUCUACAGCAACGCUGGGGAGAAGCACUUCGACCGUCUGCUGAGGAAGCUGAGGGAACGCCUGCCCAAAGCCAGGGUGGUGGUGUGCUUCUGCGAGGGCAUGACCGUGCGAGGGCUACUCAUGGCCAUGAGACGCCUUGGCGUAGUGGGGGAAUUUCUCCUCAUUGGAAGUGACGGUUGGGCGGACAGAGACGAGGUGGUGGAGGGCUAUGAGCAGGAGGCCGUGGGCGGCAUCACCGUCAAGCUGCAGUCCGAGGAGGUCACCUCCUUCGACAACUACUUCCUGCAGCUGCGUCUGGACACUAACACCAGGAACCCCUGGUUCCCUGAGUUCUGGCAGCAUCGCUUCCAGUGCCGGAUCCCAGGUCACCCGCAGGAAAACGAGAACUACUAUCGAAACUGCUCAGGUUAUGAAAAUCUGGAGGAUAACUACGUUCAAGACAGCAAGAUGGGUUUUGUCAUCAAUGCCAUCUAUGCCAUGGCCCACGGCCUUCAUGACAUGCACAAACACCUGUGUCCUGGUCACGUGGGCCUCUGUGAAGCCAUGGACCCCAUAGACGGCAGCCAGCUGUUGGACUUCCUGUUAAGGACGUCCUUCGCCGGAGUGUCUGGGGAAGACGUGUGGUUCGACGAGAACGGAGACACCCCUGGAAGGUAUGAGAUCAUGAACCUGCAGUAUGUGGAGCCUGGCAUGUACGACUACAUCAACGUGGGCUCAUGGCAUGAGGGGCUCCUCAGCAUCGAUGACUACAUGAUCCAGAUGAACCGCAGUGAGAUGGUCCGCUCCGUCUGCAGUGAGCCCUGCUCCAAGGGGGAGAUCAAGGUGAUCAGGAAGGGGGAGGUGAGCUGCUGCUGGAUCUGCACGGCCUGCAAGGACAACGAGUACGUCCUGGAUGAGUUCACCUGCAAGGUCUGCGACCUUGGCUGGUGGCCUAAAGACGAACUGGAAGGUUGUGAACCCAUCCAACUGCGCUAUCUGGAGUGGGGAAACCCAGAAUCCAUAGUCCAGGUGGUGUUCUCCUGCUUGGGCAUCCUGGUCACGUCCUUCGUCACCUUUAUCUUCGUCCUGUACCGCGACACGCCUGUGGUGAAGUCCUCCAGCCGGGAGCUGUGCUACAUCAUCCUGGCGGGCAUCUUCCUGGGCUAUAUCUGCCCCUUCACGCUGAUCGCCCGACCCACCGUGUUCUCCUGCUACCUGCAGCGCCUCCUGGUGGGCCUCUCGGCCGCCAUGUGCUACUCCGCGCUGGUCACCAAGACCAACCGCAUCGCCCGCAUCCUGGCCGGCAGCAAGAAGAAGAUCUGCACCCGGAAGCCCAGGUUCAUGAGUGCGUGGGCCCAGGUGGUCAUUGCCUCCAUCCUGGUCAGUGUCCAGCUCACCCUGGAGGUCACCCUGAUCAUCCUGGAGCCCCCGGAGCCCAUCAAGUCGUACCCCAGCAUCCGUGAGGUCUUCCUCAUCUGCAACACCAGUAACGUGGGCAUGGUGGCUCCGCUGGGCUACAACGGCCUGCUGAUCAUGAGCUGCACCUACUACGCCUUCAAGACGCGUAACGUGCCCGCCAACUUCAAUGAGGCCAAGUACAUUGCCUUCACCAUGUACACCACCUGCAUCAUCUGGCUGGCCUUCGUGCCUAUCUACUUUGGCUCCAACUACAAGAUCAUCACCACCUCCUUCUCCGUCAGUCUGAGUGUCACGGUGGCGCUGGGCUGCAUGUUCACGCCCAAGAUGUACAUCAUCAUCGCCAAGCCGGAGAGGAACGUCCGCAGCGCCUUCACCACCUCCGACGUGGUGCGCAUGCACGUGGGCGACGGCAAGAUCGCCUGCCGCAGCAACAGCCUUCUGAACAUGUUCAAGAGGAAGAAGAACUCUGGCAACGCCAAUUCUAAUGGAAAGUCUGUGUCAUGGUCUGAACCAGGUUCAAGACAUCCUCCAAAAGGGGAUCACAUGUGGCACAGACUGUCAGUGCAUGUGAAGAGACAGGAGGCAGGUUCCAAUCAGAUGGCGGUCAUCAAACCCUUAACUAAUACCUACCAUAACACAGCCCUGGACUUCUCAGACCUCAGCACCAAGACUCUGUACAAUGUGGCUGAGGAGGAUGAGAAUGACCCAAUCCGAUACAACCCCCCUAGUCCUCCCAUGAUGGCUCACGGGCAGAUGCCCGCUGGCGGGCCCAUGAAAGAGGUGGACGAGGACGAGGUGGAGUUCUAUACCCCAGAGCGCCUGCAGCAAAACAGCUUGGUCCAACAACACGUCAUUACUCCCUUCCAGGGGGUGGGGGGACAGUACAACAGUGAUGUUCCCCAGCUCAGUGAUAUGAUCAGUCUGCCGGAUUCUAUGGUGGGAGGGGGCCGGCCGGUGUACCACCAGCCCCACCUCAUCCAGCAGCACCAGGUGUUGCCCUUGGAGAUGGACCCCUUUGAUGAGGAGCCCAUCUCCAUUAUGGAUGAGGAAGAGGAGGAGGAGGAGCUGGAGGAGGAGCAGUUUGGUCUCCUCCACGGAUACAUGUACGACAAUGCCCAGAUUCAUGACGAGGAGGAGUUGGUUCAGGUCAAACUGGCAAUGGAGAACUCCUUGUCCCUGAUGCCUCCUUCCCCAUUUCGUGAUUCGAUGGGGACAGGGAACCCCUUUCCAAACUCCCCUGUGUCCGAGUCAAUCUUGUGCACCCCUCAGAGUGUGACCUAUGCUUCUGUAAUCCUCAGAGACUACAAACAAAGUUCCUCAACUCUUUAAAAGGUGCACUGUAUCCUGUACAUAUGGGGAAUUACGUUUUGUAUGUGAUUACUUGUCUAAUUAAUAAAUGGAGUGAGCUGGUGACUAAAUGACUUGAUGAAUUAGGAUAAAUUCUGUAACAUCAGUGGGAGUGACUUUUAAAAACCCCAUUGCAGAUGUUGUAAUAUGUUUUAGAGAAUACACCCAUCACAAAGUACAGUAUAGUUGUGUCAUAAAUUGCCCACUUGACGGCUGUCUCAAAAUAUGCUUUGAAGUUCAUAGAAUACUAGGAAGAUGAAUGCUAAGAUGUGUCUGCAUAAUGCUUUCUGAUUACCAGUUAUAGGAUACAACAGAAAACUGUGUUUAUAUAACAUAUGUAGGAACUUAGGUAUACACUGUUUAACUUGUAAAUGAAUAAUUACUGUUUGUUAAUGAGAAGAAUGUGUUCUUUAUUGAUAUUUCCAGAGUGAUUUGUGCCAAAAAAAGUAUUCAAUUUAGGUGGCUUAUUGUGAAGCAAUAAAGCAUUCAUUGUCUUGUCAGAUGAAUACAGAAUUGAUGCAUAGUUAAAUCAAAUAUUACCAUAUUACAGGAAAAAAGUGCUGUAUCAAGAAAGUAGCCUGUCUUAGAGAAUAUGUUAAAGUGCCACAUACCUGCCAUUAAGAUAUUUAUUUUUGUGUCUAAUUUCUGUUUUCCAAUCAAUUAGAUUUGUAUGAUACUUUUUAUAAUGAGUCCUCAAGCCUUUGUUAGUACGUGCUAAAGUGUACAGUAUAGUUAAUAUUUAAAAAAUGUCAAGGGUUUUGUGUGAAUGUACAUUCCAACUUUUGCUAGAUGCAUAAAUAAUCUGCUUGUAGCUUCUAAAGUGCUUGUUGGAGCUAUGUACAGGAUAAUAACUUUGACCAACUAACGAUUUACCAAGUAACGAUUUACCAUGUAAUGAUUACAUACAGUAGUGAGACAACAAUGGCUGUUAACAUUAAAAGACAGGCUUUAUAUUAAUAUUAACAUUUUUUAUGCGUUUAUGUACUGUCAUAAUAAUUAAUUGCCUUACACAGUUAUGUAAUCCAUUUAAAUGUAU
Molecule: messenger RNA, 4839 nt
Organism: Osmerus eperlanus (European smelt)
Lineage: Eukaryota; Metazoa; Chordata; Actinopteri; Osmeriformes; Osmeridae
Gene: grm1b
Product: glutamate receptor, metabotropic 1b
Exons: 10
Coding region: 264-3785 (1173 amino acids)
Biological process (GO): regulation of synaptic transmission, glutamatergic; G protein-coupled glutamate receptor signaling pathway
Cellular component (GO): plasma membrane; postsynaptic density membrane
Molecular function (GO): adenylate cyclase inhibiting G protein-coupled glutamate receptor activity; G protein-coupled receptor activity involved in regulation of postsynaptic membrane potential
Source: RefSeq, a predicted model, not a curated record